Molecule: messenger RNA, 3785 nt
Organism: Pan troglodytes (chimpanzee)
Lineage: Eukaryota; Metazoa; Chordata; Mammalia; Primates; Hominidae
Gene: PNISR
Product: PNN interacting serine and arginine rich protein
Exons: 13
Coding region: 1024-3468 (814 amino acids)
Source: RefSeq, a predicted model, not a curated record
GAGAAGCCAUCUUGUAGUUGAAGGAAAGCAGCAGGACGGAAACCAGACUUCCCCCCCACGGUUCCCUAAAGGUCACGGAUAAAGAAUGAAAAACCGGGACUAGUUAAGCCAAGGAGAGAAGAGCAAGUGUUCCCGGAAGGGGGCGCGAUGUGUUGAGGUUAACAAAGAGAAAGACAGCUGCGGGGUCAGCUAAGGUCUCCGCUUUCGCUACCGACCCAGACUGCUCACCUUCACAAACUCACGUUUUCCUCAAGCGGCACCCUCGGCAGCGCUCAAGUGAGAGUAUUCCAUCCUUGGAAUACUCCGAGAAGGUUCGAGCCAGAAGCUGGAUUGCCUGAAAUGCCGCUUCCAGCGCACUAAGUAACUUGAACUGCGCUAAGCAACUGGCCAGAAUUGGUUUGGUUUGGUUUGACCCUGGGGUUCCUCCGUAGUCUGUAAGUGGAGUUGCGAACUCAACCCCUUCUCCAAGGCGGGAGUGUUUCUAGGAGGGAACAUACUUCCCCUUAAAGGAAGAUCACGUUGCUAAAGUAAAAAAUUUGAAGGCGCCCUAUGUGUAGAACACUUACGUUCUUGGCUUUCUGGCCACUAUAAAGAUGGGUCGGGAAUGGCGCCAGCUACGUUAAAAAGUAACGUGCAGGAAUGGUUCAGUUGCCCGGUGUUGACCAGAGUAGAGAUGGGUUUGCCCACAAAAAAAAUGGCGCCGAAACAUGUCAAUCCGCACAAUCACGUGUUCACAAACCUGGAUGAGAGAUGGUAUGGCUUCAGAUGACAAACGGAUGUUAUUAUUCUUUACUUCCGGGUGAGACAAAUCGGGCGCCAUCUUGUCUUGUUCCCGAAGAAGUAGAAGCAUCGAAAGCGUUGGAGAGGUGUUACCGGAACGGCGGCGACAAGGGUGUUCCCGAGCUAGAGUGGGGCAUACAUAAUCUUGCUGCUAUGCUUCGAAGCUGUAGUCUGAAUCAACCUAAGUUUUAAACAGAAGGUGAACCUCUGAGAUAGAAAAUCAAGUAUAUUUUAAAAGAAGGGAUGUGGGAUCAAGGAGGACAGCCUUGGCAGCAGUGGCCCUUGAACCAGCAACAAUGGAUGCAGUCAUUCCAGCACCAACAGGAUCCAAGCCAGAUUGAUUGGGCUGCAUUGGCCCAAGCUUGGAUUGCCCAAAGAGAAGCUUCAGGACAGCAAAGCAUGGUAGAACAACCACCAGGAAUGAUGCCAAAUGGACAAGAUAUGUCUACAAUGGAAUCUGGUCCAAACAAUCAUGGGAAUUUCCAAGGGGAUUCAAACUUCAACAGAAUGUGGCAACCAGAAUGGGGAAUGCAUCAGCAACCCCCACACCCCCCUCCAGAUCAGCCAUGGAUGCCACCAACACCAGGCCCAAUGGACAUUGUUCCUCCUUCUGAAGACAGCAACAGUCAGGACAGUGGGGAAUUUGCCCCUGACAACAGGCAUAUAUUUAACCAGAACAAUCACAACUUUGGUGGACCACCCGAUAAUUUUGCAGUGGGGCCAGUGAACCAGUUUGACUAUCAGCAUGGGGCUGCUUUUGGUCCACCGCAAGGUGGAUUUCAUCCUCCUUAUUGGCAACCAGGACCUCCAGGACCUCCAGCACCUCCCCAGAAUCGAAGAGAAAGGCCAUCAUCAUUCAGGGAUCGUCAGCGUUCACCUAUUGCACUUCCUGUGAAGCAGGAGCCUCCACAAAUUGAUGCAGUAAAACGCAGGACUCUUCCCGCUUGGAUUCGCGAAGGUCUUGAAAAAAUGGAACGUGAAAAGCAGAAGAAAUUGGAGAAAGAAAGAAUGGAACAACAACGUUCACAAUUGUCCAAAAAAGAAAAAAAGGCCACAGAAGAUGCUGAAGGAGGGGAUGGCCCUCGUUUACCUCAGAGAAGUAAAUUUGAUAGUGAUGAGGAAGAAGAAGACACUGAAAAUGUUGAGGCUGCAAGUAGUGGGAAAGUCACCAGAAGUCCAUCCCCAGUUCCUCAAGAAGAGCACAGUGACCCUGAGAUGACUGAAGAGGAGAAAGAGUAUCAAAUGAUGUUGCUGACAAAAAUGCUUCUGACAGAAAUUCUGCUGGAUGUCACAGAUGAAGAAAUUUAUUACGUAGCCAAAGAUGCACACCGCAAAGCAACGAAAGCUCCUGCAAAACAGCUGGCACAGUCCAGUGCACUGGCUUCCCUCACUGGACUCGGUGGACUGGGUGGUUAUGGAUCAGGAGACAGUGAAGAUGAGAGGAGUGACAGAGGAUCUGAGUCAUCUGACACUGAUGAUGAAGAAUUACGGCAUCGAAUCCGGCAAAAACAGGAAGCUUUUUGGAGAAAAGAAAAAGAACAGCAGCUAUUACAUGAUAAACAGAUGGAAGAAGAAAAGCAGCAAACAGAAAGGGUUACAAAAGAGAUGAAUGAAUUUAUCCAUAAAGAGCAAAAUAGUUUAUCACUACUAGAAGCAAGAGAAGCAGACGGUGAUGUGGUUAAUGAAAAGAAGAGAACUCCAAAUGAAACCACAUCAGUUUUAGAACCAAAAAAAGAGCAUAAAGAAAAAGAAAAACAAGGAAGGAGUAGGUCGGGAAGUUCUAGUAGUGGUAGUUCCAGUAGCAAUAGCAGAACUAGUAGUACUAGUAGUACUGUCUCUAGCUCUUCAUACAGUUCUAGCUCAGGUAGUAGUCGUACUUCUUCUCGGUCUUCUUCUCCUAAAAGGAAAAAGAGACACAGUAGGAGUAGAUCUCCAACAAUCAAAGCUAGACGUAGCAGGAGUAGAAGCUAUUCUCGCAGAAUUAAAAUAGAGAGCAAUAGGGCUAGGGUAAAGAUUAGAGAUAGAAGGAGAUCUAAUAGAAAUAGCAUUGAAAGAGAAAGACGACGAAAUCGGAGUCCUUCCCGAGAGAGACGUAGAAGUAGAAGUCGCUCAAGGGAUAGACGAACCAAUCGUGCCAGUCGCAGUAGGAGUCGAGAUAGGCGUAAAAUUGAUGAUCAACGUGGAAAUCUUAGUGGGAACAGUCAUAAGCAUAAAGGUGAGGCUAAAGAACAAGAGAGGAAAAAGGAGAGGAGUCGAAGUAUAGAUAAAGAUAGGAAAAAGAAAGACAAAGAAAGGGAACGUGAACAGGAUAAAAGAAAAGAGAAACAAAAAAGGGAAGAAAAAGAUUUUAAGUUCAGUAGUCAGGAUGAUAGAUUAAAAAGGAAACGAGAAAGUGAAAGAACAUUUUCUAGGAGUGGUUCUAUAUCUGUUAAAAUCAUAAGACAUGAUUCUAGACAGGAUAGUAAGAAAAGUACUACCAAAGAUAGUAAAAAACAUUCAGGCUCUGAUUCUAGUGGAAGGAGCAGUUCUGAGUCUCCAGGAAGUAGCAAAGAAAAGAAGGCUAAGAAGCCUAAACAUAGUCGAUCGCGAUCCAUGGAGAAAUCUCAAAGGUCUGGUAAGAAGGCAAGCCGCAAACACAAGUCUAAGUCCCGAUCAAGAUCAACAACCCCUCCCCGUCGUAAACGCUGAGGAAUGAUGUGGCAAGAAUGCCAUGAUGUUCUUUAAAAAAAUUCCAUGAGUUUUAAGGGCUUGUCUCAUUAUAGAGGCACAUUGUGGCUGUGUAGGUGAAACCAGAAUCUUUUUUUUUUUUAAUCUGUAAAUAGGUGUACUUUUUCCAAUGCUGCUCCAAGUUACUUAAUAGGAUUUCUUUGUAUUACGUUUUUUUCAAAAAAUAUAGUGCAUAAUAAGACUAUAAACAUGCCAUUCUCUUUCAGCUGUAAUGUUCUUAAAAUUAUUCUUGAAUGUACUGUGAUGUCAAUAAAGCUCUUUAGUUCAUUUUUGUUAAA